GAUGAAUCGACUUGUGGUUAUCAAUGCGGCUCUAUUUGUCCUCACUGCAAUCAGUGCUGCAGGCGGUUCGUGGUGUUACCAUGAUCCUAGUUGUGGUGACACCACUUGGCCCACCAUUGCCUCAGAACAUUGCAAUGGAUCGCGACAGUCUCCCAUCAAUAUUGUCUCCGCAUCGGCAGUGGUUGAUGCAACCCUGACAACCUUCACCUUCACCAAAUACGGAGACAAUUAUACAAUGAAGAGUAUCAAGAACACUGGCAAAACCGUCAAAGUCAAGCUGACGAGUGGAGUCCAGAUUGCAGGCGGGGCCCUGUCUGAGGCCUAUGACAGCCUGCAGUUUCACCUGCACUGGGGCAACGGUACCUCUGUCCCUGGGUCGGAGCACACAGUGGAUGGAACCCAUUACCCCAUGGAGUUGCACAUAGUAAAUGCCAAGUCUUCGCACAACGGUAACACGACCAUGACCGUUACAGACAGCACGGGACUCGCUGCUCUUGGUUUCUUCAUAGAGGCCAUACCGGGCAAUGUGACUGGUUCACCAGCAGCCUGGAAUACUCUGACAUCCUACUUGGCCAACAUCACACUAAAAGAUGAUAUUGUAAACAUUACUCAUGCUAUUUCAUUGGAUGAACUCCUGGAAGGGGUGGACCGUACCAAAUACUACCGUUACCUUGGCUCCCUGACCACUCCCAAUUGCAAUGAGGCUGUGGUUUGGACCGUGUUCAAGGACCCUAUCAAAGUCAGCCAGGACAUGAUUGAUCUCUUCAGCACAACAUUGCACAUUGACCACAACUCCACCUCUGCUUUGAUGACCAACGUCUUCAGGAACAUCCAGCCUGUCAAUGGCCGGAUGGUGACGACCCAGGGCAGCUCAUCCACAGCCCAGCCACCGUCGGGAGCCUCCACAAAGUGCUCCUCUCUGGGCCUCAUGGCCCUGGCCUGGAUGCUGCUGAUGGUUUAGUGUCUAUGAGUAACGCCUUACCUGAAGUGCACUGCCAUGUCUCCAUUAACCCUCAAGCUACCAACGUAUUUUACAUACGCCAAUUACCAACUAGGGUCAAAUUUACCCAGAGGAGAAACUAUUGGAAAAAGCAACAAUCAUAGAAAAAUACUAACUUAUUAAAACAUCAUUAUUUAGAUAAGUUAUCUGAAAUAAAUAAUACUUAUUUUAGCUACAUUUCCUAAAAGAAAAUAUAAAAUGUUCCUUUAUAUAAAGUGCAGUUUUUUUUCCAAAGUACAGUCUACAUUAUUUCCAUGGUAGUACAAGGCUAAUUUACCAUAAUUUGAUAAAAGUAUAAUUUAGUUUUCAGAAUGUAAGUAAAUAUUAAUGUUUUCAUAUUUAUGUGGUAAAAACAACUGCCCUUUAAAAAAGUAGUACACCAAAAUUCUAAAUAUACUUAAUUUUAUUGACACAAAGUCAUUCAAUUCACUUCAAAAAGUGAUCCUGAGAGACAUUAACUUAAAACAUUGCUUAAUUUUCUUUAUUUACUCACCCCACAGCCAGCACCAGCAUCACUGUUGGUGAAACAAUGGGAGUGGUGGGUGCUAUGGCAGCAUUUUUCAGAAAGCACCCUCGAAUCCUCUAAGUCACUUCAAACCAAAUAGCAUAGCAUCCACAAUGUCAAAAUAUGUUGCACAUAUACAAUAUUGGAGGAUAUUAUAGGAAUUCUGGUAUUUAUAUAACCUUUUCAGUAGAAAAGUACUUUUUCAGAGAAUACAAACUAUGUAUCCAUUCAGAGGGUAGCUGGUUUUUGUAUUACAGUUCUACUAAGUAUUCAUAACACUGACAGACAUUUAUGAGCUGGUUUGACUGCAACUAAGCAUAUAUCUAAGGUUGUUCUGAUUUUGUACACAGUCUUACCUAGUUCUAACCAUAGGUCAGUACAUAAGGUGCUCCUUCUCUGCAGUUGAUCUGUUUAUCUGGUCAAAAUCACUGAAACAGUUCCACCGCCAUCUAAUGAUCUGUAUAACUUAAUGUUAUGUAUCCAGAGAAACUUGGAUUCAAAUAAAGACGUAUGUCCCCUAGAAUAGCUACUUUUCGGAGUAUACACACUAAUACAGCUCUCUUUGUAGAUUCAGAGCAUAUCUGAGUUCUGUAUUGCGUUUCUAUCAAAUCGUUAUCAUUGGCAGAUGUUGUAUACCAUUGGGAGAUUUUUAUAUACACAAAAUAAGAUAACAUAGGUUUUGUACAGUCUUAUGAUGUGUGGUAUAUAAAAGUACAAUCUUAGGUGAUUACAUGGGGAGCUACAGUGCAUUCAAAAAGUAUUCAGACCCAUUCGGUUUUUACACAUUUUGUUAUGUUACAGCCUUAUUCUAAAACUGAUUAAAUUGUUUAUUUUCCUCAUCAAUCUACACACAAUACCCCAUAAUGACAAAGCAAAAACAGGUUUGUAGACAUUUUAGCAAAUUGAUAAAAAUACAAAACUGAAAUCUAAAAUUUGCAUAAGUAUUCAGACCCUUUACUCAGUAAUUUGUUGAAACACCUUCGGCAGUAAUUAAAGCCUUGGGAUUUCUUGGGUAUGACACAACAAGCUUGGCAAAACUGUAUUUGGGGAGAUUCUUCCAUUCUUCGCUGCAGAUCCUCUCAAGUUCUGUC
Salmo salar (Atlantic salmon) is the source of this 2596-nucleotide messenger RNA. RefSeq names its product carbonic anhydrase 4-like. Gene Ontology annotation, molecular function: carbonate dehydratase activity; zinc ion binding. Gene Ontology annotation, cellular component: plasma membrane. Lineage: Eukaryota; Metazoa; Chordata; Actinopteri; Salmoniformes; Salmonidae. The record is from RefSeq and is a predicted model, not a curated record.